This is a messenger RNA of Amaranthus tricolor (Joseph's coat), 1419 nucleotides long. RefSeq lists its product as uncharacterized. Bases 546 to 899 code for a protein of 117 amino acids. The record is from RefSeq and is a predicted model, not a curated record. NCBI's taxonomy places the organism in Eukaryota, Viridiplantae, Streptophyta, Magnoliopsida, Caryophyllales, Amaranthaceae. The transcript has 2 exons.
CUAAUUUAGCAACAACACAGUACACAUAACCACUAAAUUAUAUUUAAAAAGUAUUUAUAUCUUUUUUGUAUUUAUAGAAAUGUAUGUGUGUCUAUCCGGCCAUAUGAUAAUUGUAAAUGCAUAAAAGUAGAGGGAUUCAAAGCAAAAGUUAGUGUGGUAUUGGGAACUCAACAUAUUAUAAAGAAAGGAGUCUUGUCUCCAUAUAUAUGUCACGUUCCAAACAAGCUAAGAUCUCUUCUAUGUUCUACCUUUCACUUCUUUUUUAUACUCCUAUCUUCUCUACACUCGAGAAAGUGUAACAAAAUCCCCUACAAAGAGAAAUUAAAAUCCAACCAUCUUCCAUGACUAUUAAGAAGAAACCAUUUGUACUUGUACCAUCUCCUAUAAGUUUAUAAUACAUAACACCCUAAACACAAAUCUAUUUACGUUGUUUUGUACUCCUUUCUCUAACCAAAUUAUCUUGGUAUUGUCUUUAUUGUGCGUCUAAUUACUUCUUCUUUUAUAUUUAAUUAAUAGUUGAUCGUAAAGAAUGUAUUAAUUAAGACAUGGAGAAUAUGAGUAGACGGAGAUUAGAUUGGUCAAUCAAGGGCUUACUAAGACUUAUUUUAUUGGUAAGUUUUGUGUGGCUCUCUUUGGUUGGAUUAUUAGCUUAUGGAGAUCAAGCAAAAUCAACAAAAAUACUUCAUAAUAACAAUAAUAAUGUGAAUAAGCAUGAUCAACAUGUAAAACAUGAAGAAUCAGUGACAAUUGGAAGAGGAAAGGUCAUAGCACAUUCUGAGGUUGAUUUUAAUUACAUGAGCAAAAGAAAAGUACCAAGUGGUCCAGAUCCUAUUCAUAACAGUUUGUUUCGUUUAUUCAGAAGAGCGCGAAAUUCGAGAAGACCACCUGGAGAGGCUUAGGGUUUCCUGAGGAGAUUCAUCUAAUGUUGUGUGAGAGAUAAUGAAGAUCAAGUGCAUAUGAUGUUAAUUACUCCAAAUUAUUAUAUAUAUAUAUAUAUAUAUACAUAUAUAUAUAUAUAUAUAUACUUCAUCCGUUCCAUAAUAUUUGCUUUCAAAUAUGAUAUAUUAUGUGAAAAAAGGGCACAAUCAAUAAUAAGUAUUAUGGAACGGAAGAAAUAUAUAUACAUAUCUUAAUUUUUGGUACAUUAUGUUUGGGAAAUGGACAACAAAAAAUUGUUAGUCACAGAAAAAUGAGAAAAGAAAAUAUCAAAUAUAAAUGUUAUAAAACAAUUUCCGUAUAUAUAGUUCCCUAAGUUGACAUAUUGUCCUUGAAAAAUGAAGAUUGGUUCUUAUCAAGCAAGUUAUCAACCACGAACCAUCUCUUCCAGGACUGUAUACCAUGUUACUCUCAUGCAAAUUGCUUUAAUUUUCUUUAAAAUUGUUUAUGAAAAUUGUGCUAUUUUUUUCAUUUUAUCUAUAU